AUGCUGCUCGCGGCCACGGGCGGUGCCUUCGUGGUCGCCGCCGCCGCCGCGCCUCGAGCUGCCGUGGGCUGGUGUGGCGAGGCGGUGCCUUCGUGGGCCUUCUUCGUCAAGUGGGACGACGGGCGGGUGCCGUUCGAGUGGGAGGGUGCCAAGGGCGAGGCGUACUGCCGCGUCGUCGGCGACCGCGCCCGCGAAGCCAAGGCGGGCGUCCCUCCAAUCCUGCUCGUCGGCACUCCCGGACUCGGAUACGACUACCUCGAGAACCUCGAGGCGUUGACGGUGUCGGACCGGCGCGUGGUCGAGGUGGUGUUUGCCGGCACGAACGGCGCCGCGUCGGCGCCGCUGCUCACCGCGGACGCCUGCGCCGCUCAGCUGGGCGCCGUCGUGCGGUCGCUCGGCGUGCAGAAGGCGGACACUUGCCAGACCGCGUCCGCGUCGUGCGUCUCGGAGGCGGCGGCGGCGGCGGCAGACGGCGUGCUGCUGCCGCCGCUCCUCGAUCGGAACGGCGACGGGGACAGCGACCGGCUUGCGAGCGGCGGCGAGGCAGACAUCGUCGACCGGUGCGUCAAUGUAUGCAACUGCAGAAGACGAGGCCGCAUGUCAAGUGCUAGUUGCUAUAAGAAGGAGACUGCGGUCGUGGGAGGGGCUGCCCUCGUCGGCGCGAGCGGGCACCUGCCCUUUGUCGAGCAGAAGGAGGAGUUCCUCACGCAGCUGCUCAAGUUUGCCGACCUGCAGUCGACCCUGCGCGAGGCGACGUCUGCCGAGAGCCCGCUCCGCAGCGCGGGGGCGGAGAGGGACUGCUCGGCCUACAAGACCGAGGCGGCUCGCAAAUACUGCCAGACUAGCACCAGGUCGUGA
This is a messenger RNA of Emiliania huxleyi CCMP1516, 858 nucleotides long. RefSeq lists its product as hypothetical. NCBI's taxonomy places the organism in Eukaryota, Haptophyta, Isochrysidales, Noelaerhabdaceae. The transcript is spliced from 7 exons. The record is from RefSeq and is a predicted model, not a curated record. The coding region runs from base 1 to 858 and encodes 285 amino acids.